This is a messenger RNA of Arabis nemorensis, 393 nucleotides long. The record is from the annotation of a GenBank genome assembly. NCBI's taxonomy places the organism in Eukaryota, Viridiplantae, Streptophyta, Magnoliopsida, Brassicales, Brassicaceae.
AUGCAUCCUGGUUUUCUUGUGUUACUUCCACUGGGACCUCCAGACUACAAUCAUUCAAGGUUUCUGCCUCAGCCUCCGCCUCUGUAUCUGCGUAAUUUAUUUGUAAAUACAUUGCCGCCAAGGAUCACACUCAAGGAGCUUGCUAUUAUUAAGCUCACAGCACAGUUUGCGAUACGGUAUGGGAUGCCUUUUGUGCUGGAUUUGAUGAGCAGAGUGUAUAUGGAGCCUGAGUUUGAGUUUCUAAAACACACUGAUAGUUUUUAUGAUGGGGUUCGUGAUCUGUAUCGCAAAUUUCUAAAGCCUUCCGAAAAGGUGGAGAAAAGUGAUGGUUGUAGCCUUGUAGGGCGAUCGCUCUGGAGUUAUUUUUCCACUGUCUUCAGUCGGAGAAGCUGA